GGUUGACUUUGGAGCCAUGGACUGGCUAAGGGAAAUUGUAUACAGCUUGAUCGCAGACUCCAAGAAGAUCUUCUACUUAAGGGAAUUGACAGCGUUAGAACAAGGCAGGUCAGUUUGGAGCAGCAGGGCACAUCUCACAAAGGCUGGACGAAGUUUCGAGCACAUCUUCAAUGUCCAUUUCGUGUGACAACAGGAGGAUUUUUGGCAGUUGAUCGUGAAGGCAAGUUAUGUAGCAGUCUAGGCCGGUGCCCAUCUUGCAAAGCGAUAGAGUCGAAAAUUCUCCAUUCGUGUCGUGGCCGAAGAUGAAUCCUUCACUGAGCGGCUUGCUCUAUUGUUCGAGCGCUGCAAACUGCGCGGAUGUUUCCCCCGAUGCUGCCGCUGUGGAGGUUCUUCUGAAUAAGCUUUCCACGGGAAGUUUGGAUGAGCAGCGGAACGCAGCUGGGGAGUUACGCAUGCUUGCUAAGCGAAACGUGGAGAAUCGGAUAUGUAUCGCAGAGGCUGGAGCGAUCCCUUUGCUUGUCAAGCUUUUGUCUACGCCAGACUUGAGAACACAGGAGCACGCUGUCACAGCACUGUUGAACUUGUCAAUAAAUGACAACAACAAGGGAGCUAUUGUGAUGGCCGGGGCGAUAUAUCCCAUCGUUGAUGUCCUCAAAUCUGGGAGCAUGGAAGCGAGGGAAAAUGCCGCAGCUACUUUGUUCAGCUUGUCUGUUGUUGAUGAGAACAAGGUGACUAUUGGGGCGUCCGGCGCCAUUCCAGCUCUAGUAGAUCUGCUUCGAGAUGGUACUGCAAGAGGAAAGAAGGACGCCGCCACUGCUCUGUUCAAUUUGUCAAUUUUCCAAGGAAAUAAGGCCAAGGCAGUGAGGGCGGGUGUCGUACCUCCGUUGAUGAAACUGCUAGUAGAUCCUAAUGCGGGUAUGGUCGAUGAAUCUCUAGCCAUACUGGCGAUAUUGGCGACACAUCCGGAGGGUAGAGUGGCGAUCGGUAGUGCUUCUGCCAUUCCAAUUUUGGUUGACUUGAUUAGAUCGGGAUCACCACGAAACAAGGAAAACGCUGCCGCAGUUUUGCUUGCUCUAAGUAUGAGUGAUACGAACCAUCUAGCGGACGCUUGGAAACGGGGAGCUCAGGGUCCUUUGGCGGAACUCGUUCGAACUGGUACUCAGAGGGCUCGGCGGAAGGCAACUCAAUUACUGGAUCAGAUGAAGAAGCUAAACUUGGACAUAGCAAAGGAGAAUCAAUAGCAUCCAUCGUCUGUACGCUUCGGAUCCAAAUCAUUAGCUCCCCUGGUAAGCAACCUACAGGUAGUGAAGAUGGUCGAAGAUCAUUCUUCCGUUUGUGUACUCUAAAUUCAUCGCAGGUGCCUACACCAUUGUACUUAUAGGUACGGGAGAUCAAUCAUGAUGGUGGAGAUUUUCCUUGUCCCUUGGGUUUGAGGCUUGAUUCCCUCCUUACCAGGAACUUUGAGGACAUAACAUCUGCUCAAGACAUACAAGAGGUUUGUGUCUAAUUGCAGGUGCAAUUUUUUUCAUAACUGGAGAUUGAGGGUCUGCCAGGAUAUCUCCGCAACUCAAAGAGUAAAUUGCCAUGACAAAUGGCAUGUUUAGCUGGUUGGCUUCUACAGCACUCCGUGGAGUAAAGUGACGCUAGUCGUACAGUUUGUCAACGAAUUUAUAUCAUUUAAAAAGUGGUCCCAGAGAUAGUCGCCCUCCCUCAACUCUGAAUGUCCACAAUUACAGCUGUUUCCAUCGACAUGGCGUAAGCCGUCCUCUGUCUGUAGAUUUGAUGUGGACAGGGGAUAGCGAAUGAGAUUCUAUCCUGAAGUAGCCAGAAUAGUUUGAACUCGACUGCUGCCUUAGAGUUCCAUAUCUGAUGAGCAAGAAUAUUGAUCCUGUAGUUCCCUUAUUCAUUAAGUUUCGUUGUAGUCCCGGUCGAGAUCUAUAAAAGCCAUUCAAUUUCCUCUACUGUAAUUAUUUCCAACAUGGUUUGGGCUUAGAUUCAAUGUGGUUCAUUUCCCUUUUUAUGAUAGCGGCAACUUCUGCCAAUUUUUUUCACGUGUAAAAGUGACUUUUACUCUGUUCUAUUCAUUUUGCAAUAUAAAUUAAAGCAACACUGUUGCUCAGAGUC
Molecule: messenger RNA, 2124 nt
Organism: Marchantia polymorpha subsp. ruderalis
Lineage: Eukaryota; Viridiplantae; Streptophyta; Marchantiopsida; Marchantiales; Marchantiaceae
Source: the annotation of a GenBank genome assembly